ACAACAAUUUUAAGAUGGCGGAUAAAGCUGGAAACUCAACUCACAAAGCAGAAUUCGCUGAUUUUCCUCCUGUAAACCUCCUAAAUACACUUAUUUCAUCAUUUCCAAGUGAAUGGCAUGGAAUAUUUGCAGCUUUGAAUUCAGAAUUCUAACCAGUUCAAGCAGCACGAUUUUGGCUCCAGAAAAAGUUGUCAAGUAAUAGGUUAUCUGACAUUCCUCCGAAUUGGACCGAUUUCAUUAAUCACCUUGCGGGCUAUUUUCCUGUGGUGUUGAAUGAUAAACUCUUUUUCAAACUCAAAUUUCUACUUCUUCCAUUGAACAUGCAAAGGAAUAUUCUGGCGUUUAUUUUACAUGAAAGUAGUGUGUUACCUUCGGAAUCUUUGGAGAAGUUGGUUGACUCUCUAAAAGAAAUAAAAGAGUUGAAAGGUUGGCGUGUUACGUAUGUUAAUAUUCUCCAGUCAAAAGUGAAUGAUUUGAAGAGAGUCCAAAGGGAAAAAGCCGGCUGCUCUGACCAAGGUGAUGGAGAAGGCUUCGACGAUUUCUAUUUUAAUUGCAUUACGGAAGAAUCAAAAUCUAGGAUUGAUGAACUUGUCAAGAAUAAACAAAUGGCUGAAUCUUCGCGAAGCAUUCCUUGGUUGAACCAAAAGCAAGUUAACGAGAUAAAGAAAGAAAAAAAGAGUAUGUCAGAAAACCAUCCUGCUUUACACAGAGACUGUCAAGUUAUUGAUCAAGAUGAUGUAGACAUGGUUGAUGUGACAAACAUUUGUGCAGAUGAUGUUGAUUCAAAAACUGAUACAAAACUACUUGAGACUUAUUUACAAGCUCCUAGUGAUUUCUAUGACAGUGAUAUUGAAAUAAUUAAUGUUAAUGAAAGUUCUGAACACCACACAGAUAGAAUAGCUAAAGAUCCAGACUUCAAGGUGCCUCCACCCCCGGAACACUUGAACAUGGAGGCAGAGGAUAUUCCAGAACACUUGAUCCCUGAUAACAAGGCUACAGCUGAUUCUAAACUCUCUGAUGCUCUUCAGCCAAAAAUCUCUGCUUUAAAAAACUUCCUUACCAACCUGGAGGCGAAAGAAGAGAAUUACUAUUCUUGCAACGAGCUUGAUGUGUUUUCAAUGUGCAGCUGUCAUGAAGUAGAAUAUAUCUGCACCCAUUUGCACCUUAAAGGCUUGCAAGAAUCCACUGCUAUUUCUCUGUGUACAAAAUUUGUUAACUUGAAAGUAGACCCAAGCUUUGGUAAUGCAUGUGUUUUUGCCUCUCAAUGUCUUCUUCCCAAAAUACAAGAAUUAGAGCAUGCUGCCUCAAGAGCUCUUUUUAUGGCUGUGACCCUGUUUUCAAAAAAACAUUCAAGAGCAUUUUGUGAUGGUGUUGCUGUAAAACUUAUUCAAGAGUCAAAUUUAAACACUCCACAAGUUGAUAUUAUCAAUAAAAUAGUCAAGGAAUGUUUCACUGAAGAUACAAAAAUUCAUUUGUUGGAACUUACAUUUGCAAUCAGGACGGAUCAUCAGGGUCAUCUUUUCACAUGGUCAGAGAAUACUGUCUCUGUUGUACAGACAAUGGUUGACUCAAAACCAGAAUUCAGUGGCAAUUUGUUCAGUAUCUUUGCUAGAGUGUUAGAACUACAAUCUCCUCACCUUUCAAAGUCUCUAAAGUUUGCCAAAAUGUUGUUAGCAGUAAUGAAGACUUAUGGACAACUUGUCUCUGCACAUUACAGCACAUUUCUGUAUAUACUGGAAGUGAAUGAGACUUUUUUAAAGAAAGCAGGGUUAGCUGCACUCCAGAAAGCAGCAAAGCAAUAAACUGUAGUGAGGUUUAUGGCAUUUGAAACUUAUGAAACUUUUGAUAAACUGUAAUUUAUGUAUUUAAAAUAAAAAUGCUGAGAUGAACAAUUAAAAAAUAUGACAAAUAA
Stylophora pistillata is the source of this 1912-nucleotide messenger RNA. RefSeq lists its product as uncharacterized. Gene Ontology annotation, cellular component: Fanconi anaemia nuclear complex. Gene Ontology annotation, biological process: interstrand cross-link repair. NCBI's taxonomy places the organism in Eukaryota, Metazoa, Cnidaria, Anthozoa, Scleractinia, Pocilloporidae. The record is from RefSeq and is a predicted model, not a curated record.